AUGGCCAUCCUAAUCAGGGACGCUCAAGACCUUCAGAACAGGCUCGCUGAGGCCGGAGAUAAGUUAGUCGUCAUCGACUUCAAGGCAACCUGGUGCGGUCCCUGCAAGAUCAUUGGACCCAAACUCGAUGAACUAGCUAACGAGCACGUUGACUCAGUUGUCGUUCUUAAGGUUGACGUAGACGACUGUGAAGACAUUGCCGCAGACUACGACAUCAGCGCAAUGCCCACCUUUGUAUUCAUCAAGAACGGACAAAAAUUAGAAGAGUUCUCUGGAGCUAACUACGACAAAUUAAAGAACACUCUCCUCAAGCAUAAG
This is a messenger RNA of Brenthis ino (lesser marbled fritillary), 318 nucleotides long. The record is from the annotation of a GenBank genome assembly. Lineage: Eukaryota; Metazoa; Arthropoda; Insecta; Lepidoptera; Nymphalidae.